Messenger RNA from Pongo pygmaeus (Bornean orangutan), 1961 nucleotides. It is a transcript of the gene IGBP1C, whose product is annotated as IGBP1 family member C. Lineage: Eukaryota; Metazoa; Chordata; Mammalia; Primates; Hominidae. The record is from RefSeq and is a predicted model, not a curated record. The transcript has 2 exons. Gene Ontology annotation, molecular function: protein phosphatase 2A binding. The coding region runs from base 781 to 1803 and encodes 340 amino acids. Gene Ontology annotation, biological process: regulation of signal transduction; regulation of dephosphorylation. Gene Ontology annotation, cellular component: cytosol.
UACACACUGACUAUAAAACGAUGGACGGAGACCAUAGGAUGGAGAGCCAGGCUCAGUGGGUUCUCCACGCCACAUUUCCUUGCCUCCACCGUGGCCUGUUAGGUGAAGCCUCAGAGUCAUUAAUAGGAAUUAUCUCGAGUGGGAGUAGUGAGCGUAACGAGCACACACUAGCCAGUUACCAUUAUUUUGGUGUGAAAAGCUCAGGGAACAAUCAGUAGGAUUAAUCUGCGUGCUCUUUGUAGAGUUGCAGUCUCUUGGCUCUUCCCGCUGACCGUCCCCCUUUUCUGACCCCCCCCUUUCUGACCCCCCCCUCCACAUUGCUUUUCCCGCCCUCGCGAGGGAUUGUGGGCCAGCCCCCAACGGCCGCUGAGAGGGAUCAGUCCCCAUUCCGCGCACCCACCCACGUCUUCCCGGGAGUCGAAUCUCGAGCAUGGAGGUUACUGAGACCGUUAUUUCUUCAUGGCCUGCCUAGUUUAAGCAGUAGCUGGAAAAUCCUCACAGAAAUCUUGUGAGCCAGGCAGGCAGUAUUAUUCGCACUUUACAAUUUUAGGAAACGGAAACAGAGAGACAAAGUUUGACGAAGACCCAGAGUGGAGCAGCGAUUCAGACCCGGCACAACCGACUCCGUUGACUUCCCCUAUGCUGCCCCCAACGCCACCGCCUCCCUGACUGCCCUGCCCUGCAGCGCCCGAUUCAGACUGGUUGUUAGAAAUCCACGCCAGAAUCUUUACGUGUGUCCAGAAAGGAAAGGAAUCAACAUUUCACGUCAGCCUUCCCAAGAUGGCAGCUGCUGAAGACGAGUUCCUGCCGCCGCCGCGGCUCCCCGAGCUGUUCGAUUCCAGCAAACAGCUUCUGGACGAAGUCGAAGGAGCGACUGAACCCACCGGUUCCCGAAUAGUCCAGGAAAAGGUGUUCAAGGGCCUCGACCUCCUUGAGAAGGUUGCCAAAAUGUUAUCGCAGCUUGACUUGUUCAGCCGAAAUGAAGAUUUGGAGGAGAUUACUUCCACCGACUUGAAGUACCUGAUGGUGCCAGCGUUUCAAGGAGCCCUCACCAUGAAACAAGUCAACCCCAGUAAGCGUCUAGAUCAUUUGCAGCAGGCUCGCGAACACUUUAUAAAAUAUUUAACUCAGUGCCAUUACUAUCAUGUGGCCGAGUUUGAGCUGCCCCAAACCAAGACCAACUCAGCUGAAAAUCACAGUGCUAUUACCUCCACGGCUUAUCCUAGCCUCGUUGCUAUGGCAUCUCAAAGACAGGCUAAAAUAGAGCGAUACAAGCAGAGGAAGGUGUUGGAGCAUAGGUUGUCUACAAUGAAAUCUGCUGUGGAAAGUGGUCAAGCAGAUGAUGAGCGUGUUCGUGAAUAUUAUCUUCUUCACCUUCAGAGGUGGAUUGAUAUCAGCUUAGAAGAGAUUGAGAGCAUUGAUCAGGAAAUUAAGAUCCUGGGAGAGAAAGACUCUUCAAGAGAGGCAUCCACUUCGAACUCAUCUCACCAGAAGAGGCCUCCAAUGAAACCCUUCAUUCUCACUCGGAACAUGGCGCAAGCCAAAGUAUUUGGCGUUGGCUAUCCAAGUCUGGCUUCCAUGACAGUGAGUGACUGGUAUGAUCAACAUCAGAAACAUGGAGUGUUACCAGAUCAGGGAAUAGCCAGGGCAACACCAGAAGAAUUCAGAAAAGCCACUCAGCAACAGGAAGAUCAAGAAACGGAGGAAGAGGAUGAUGAACAAACACUCCAAAGAGCUCGAGAGUGGGAUGACUGGAAGGACACCAACCCUAGGGGCUACGGCAACCGACAGAACAUGGGCUAAUCUUCCCACAACACGGCAGGACUGCAGGGUGCACACCUUCCCCGCCAAGGAAAACCAUGCAGCCUUCCCCUCCCUGGGCUCCCCUACAGCUGUGUACAACGAAGGCAAAGAUGCUUAAUGUUGCUUUGAGUUCAAUAAAGUGUUAAAUUAUUAUUGUU